Messenger RNA from Chironomus riparius, 2888 nucleotides. The record is from the annotation of a GenBank genome assembly. Lineage: Eukaryota; Metazoa; Arthropoda; Insecta; Diptera; Chironomidae.
AGUCAGUGAAUCAGUGAGUUGGGCUUUUAUAUAUUAGAUAACAGUCAAUUCAAAUCACAGAAGUCAUUUCAAAAAAAUCAAAAAAAAAAAGUGUUAAAAUCAGUAAAAAUUGUCUUCCGUCUAAAUUAUCAUUUUUUGUGAGUUUAUACUGUAAUUUACCAAAAUGGACAUUAUAAAUGACUUACCGGAUGAAGUUAUGAUCGAAAUUUUUGGAUAUUUAAGUCCUCACAUGCUGAAAAGCUGCAAUUUAGUGUGUAAGAGAUGGGAUGACAUAAUAAGCAGUUCAAAAGAGCUAAUGAGCAAGUUUCAAUUAGUUUUAACUGAUUCUGAAGAUUAUGAAGAUGCACAGGAGUUAAAUCAAAAUCAUCAGAAAAUCAUUGUCCAAAAAUUAUGUAGCGAGUCAUUAGAUACGAUUCGUCUAUAUAACUUGAAUACGUUAAAGCUGUGUCACUGCCAUGAUCAAAAGUUAUCGGAUCUAGUUAAAGCAAUCCGUAGUUUGCCAAUGUUGAAGGUAUUUAUUGCAUGGGAACAGAAAUUUGAAGAUGACAUUGCUGACAUCCAAAACUUUGAAAAAAUUCGCAUAAAUAUGAUAAAAAUCGAAUGUGUAUCAGACAUUGUUCGCAUAUUCGAUUGUUCUUCAUUUACUAAAGUUCGAUUAUUUUGGAAUCAUCAGAUGUCACUCGAAAAGAAAAUGCUUAGUUAUAAAUUUCUGAGCAAGCAAAAGAACCUAAAGCAUCUCAAAUUGUCGGAAUAUCCUAAUGACAACUUCUUUCAUUCACCAGAGAUUUUUAAAAAAUUUCAAUUCAACUUGGAGAGUUUUGGAUGUUUUUUACCAUCAGUGGAAAUGAAACAUUAUAAAAAUAUCAUUAAAUUUUUGGACUCACAAAAGCAAUCAUUAACAAAGUUGGAUAUUGAAAUUCAACCACGUGAUAUGUUCAAACUUGAAGAAAUUCAAGAUUAUGUCCUAAAACAUAUGUUUAAUCUAAAGGAUUUGCGACUAGACUUGAGUGUUAAAGAUGAAGAAGGUCCUGAAAUGGAAGUUCACUUGCAGCCUACACAAGUCACCAAAAAUAUUGAAAGAUUAUUCUAUAAGGGACCUCAGAGGUCUUCAGCCAAGUGCAAGAGAAUUAUUGACUUGUUUCCAAAUAUUAAGCAUCUUCAUUUUGAAUCGGAUUAUGCUAGGGAAUUUCGAGUUCUUAAACAUGUCAGCAAGACUAAGAAUAAUUUGGAAUCGAUACAAUUUCUGUCCUUUCAUAGUGAUGUUCAAAAUUCAUAUUCAGUUUACUUUCCUAAUCUGAAAGAACUGUCAUCAUUUGCAAUAAACGAUGAAGAUUCUUUUAGUUCCUUUAUUUCUCGUCACUCAAAAACAUUGGAAAGGAUAACGAUUGAAGAUGUAGAGGAUAUGACUGAGUUAACAGCAGAUGCAAUUAUGAAAUGUGAAAAUUUGAAAUUCGUUGAAUUAGGAACUUGGGCUGAAAAUUUAUUGGAUGUCAUGAGUUUAUUUCAUGACAUUUCAUCCAGAAAUAAGCCUUUAACAUUCAGACACUACUUUUUCUCGUCAAAGACAACAUUUAAGUUUCCUGAAGAUAAAAUUUUCUGGGAUGAAAUACUUGGAAUAGAACCAGAAGAAGAAGAUUUAGCACCAGAAUCGAGUAAUGUUCGAGAGUUUUUCAAAGCCAUUUGGAAUGGCAUUAAUCGUAUUUUUUCUUAAUUUCUACUAAGUAUGUAGCAUUGUUAAAUGGUUAAAAGUCAAUUUUAGUCACUUAAUAUUAUAUUUUUUUUUUGUUAUGUAAAUUUAUUGAUUUAAAAGUUAAAACAAGCUUAUAGUUAUAGCAAGACAUACAAUAGGAAUUUUAUUGUCAUGCACAAACUUAUUAAUUGAGUAUGUGAUUUUGACAAGAAUUAAAAAUAAAUAAAUGGCACUUAUUGCACUUUAGUAUACAUCCAAAAUUCAAAAAUAAUCUUGACACAAACUGAAAGUUUUUGGACAAAAUUUACGAGCCAAUUGAGCAUAUGCAGCACCGGAAUUACAAGCAAUUUUCUCAUUUUGUGAAAGUUUAUUCCAAAAAUGAACAAAAUAGGAUUGUUCAACAGAUUGUAACACCUCUAUUGCAUGCUGUUCCUCGAAAAGUUUGUUCCAUUUCUGACCACUUAUAGGAUAGCAAACAUCGUCGUCCAAAACAUGAAAUCCAUUACAGUUUUUCAUUUUAUUGACAUUAGAAGUUUGGCAAAGAUCGUUCAGCACCCUAGACAGCAUUAACGGACCAUUCCAGCCCCACUGGGUUCCAUUAAAAUUCCUUAUCAAAUCGUCAAUAAAUAAUUUGCCAAUUUUGUUGCCUAUUUGAUUCUGUAGCUUUAAUAUAGCGGCAUUUAAGAAUCCAUGAUCACGACAGAUGAAAUUAGAUGGCAAGUCUUUUAAAUUUUUUCUAACAAUCAUGUCUGUAUCUACGUAUGUUCCUCCAUAUUUAAUUAAAAUAAGCAGCCUAGCAUAGUCAGACGUGUGCUGUUUAACAAAUUUCGAUUUAAAUAAAGUUCCAUUUGCUAGGAAGUUGUCAUAAAGUGUGUCUGUAGAGAAUUGAAUCAGAUUCAUGGAAUUGACAUGAACAUUUUUGUAGCUUAAGAUUGUCUCCAUGACUGGUGUAUAUUUAACUUCUUCUAAUGUCUUAUACGGCGAUACGAGAACCACAAACACUUUAGAAUUCUCAUUCGUAAUAGCUGCAGAUUCAAUAGAACAAGCUUGCCUUAAAGUCAGGUCUCUAGCUUUGCUGGGGUUUUUCAUUCUUGUUGUGUCAAGGAAGAAAAUGCUGUUCUUUGGAAUGAAUUCCUUCUUCAUGUCUAAAAUGUUAUCAAUAAAUAAUGUUGAUUCACUAACUUUAAGCCUUUGAUGC